Puntigrus tetrazona (Sumatra barb) is the source of this 2975-nucleotide messenger RNA. RefSeq names its product TLC domain containing 3A (gene tlcd3a). Gene Ontology annotation, cellular component: membrane; endoplasmic reticulum. The transcript is spliced from 5 exons. The coding region runs from base 412 to 1257 and encodes 281 amino acids. Lineage: Eukaryota; Metazoa; Chordata; Actinopteri; Cypriniformes; Cyprinidae. Gene Ontology annotation, biological process: lipid homeostasis. The record is from RefSeq and is a predicted model, not a curated record.
AUUCGGACAUACUGUUCUCCAACUCUAAACCCGCGCAGGAAUGAGCAACGCUCGCCGAGCAGCGGAUACGAGCCCGGUCUCACCGACUAUUUCAAUCGUUUCCGCGGACGCCAUGCACGCAACCUCGCGUUACUGACAAGUUGAUAACGCACGCCGUAGCGGCCCGUCAGUUCGCGAAGCGUAACAUGUAACAGAACACCCGCCAGUCCCGGUUUGAGAGGCAAGAGUGAAGAGCAAUCAAUCACCGGACACCUCCACCGUUAUUCGGUGUGUGCACAGGACAGUGAGCGCUGCUGAGGCAGGAGAACCGCUGCUCUAAUGCUACCCUGACCGCUCCGACUCAGCGCUGCUAUUUUAACGCGGUAUCGUGUUUUCGACCAAACGUCGGAUCGGGUUUUACGGCGGGACAAGAUGUUGCAAGUGUUGGUUUGCGGCGUCGUGGUCUUCCCCGGUCUCUUCUUCACUUUUAGAAAAGUGCUCCCGUCCAUUUUCAAGCGGUGGACAGAUGCCGACGUCGUGCUGGUCAGCGAGAGGCUGGUGUCAUCCAUUCAUGCUGUUAUGGCCACCACAGCUGGCAUUAUCGUGGUGUCCUCGUGCAAAGGCAAUGUGAUUAUGGACCGACACUGGCUGGCCACCUAUUUUGUCAUUUGGUAUGGCGUUCCCUACAUGUCAUAUGACAUCUUCGCCAUGUACCUCAGCCAUUACUAUCGCUUCCGGGUCAAAGGUCACAAGGACUAUAAAAGCCACUCUCUACGAACCUUCAACUCAUUUGUGAGGAAAGAGUUCCUGCUGGUCCUCCAUCACAUUGCACUACUCACCAUCCUUCUGCCUGUGACUCUGUUCUUCAGGAAGGACCAGGGUGAUUACUUCAUUGGCUGUCUCUUCCUCACAGAGCUCAGCACUCCUUUUGUUUCACUGGGCAAAAUCCUCAUUCAGCUGGGGAUGCAGGAGUGCUGGCUGCACAAGGUUAAUGGCGGCAUGGUUCUGCUGAGUUUCUUCAUGUGCCGCAUCGCCCUCUUCCCCUACAUGUACUGGGCCUACGGCUCCCACUACGGCAUCCCGCUCUACAGCGUUCCCUUCCAUCUCCCGCUCUCCACCAACCUGGGCAACCUCUGCAUCCUGGCACCGCAGGUCUACUGGUUCGUCCUCCUCUGCCGCAAAGGCUACCGACUCUACAAACGGCAGCGGGACGCUCAAAACCAGAGCUCUCCGCUGUCCUCGCCCGAGCCCGUCUCAGAUAUCUCCAAGGCUGAUUAGUGAAGGUCUGUCUUUAUCUAGAACAAACAAUAAACAGACAUCACGGCUGAAGGCUACGGCACUGCAUCUGCUACUGUUACAAUACAAUCAAGAUUUCAUGUUAGAAAUACCCUUAUCGCUCCUCUUCACUUUACUCCAUUCCACGUGCACACUCACAAUUACACGCUCGCCCGUUAAAAUGGCGCUUCACUGGAUGAACUUCAGUGGCUUCCAAGGAGCAUCUUCUAGGUCAGUUAUUGAGGGCCGUAACCCUCUUUUUCUUCUCUGAUUGGAGUAUCUGUUACAGUUUGGACUGGUGUCUUUGAUUGUCGUUGGAAUUAUCUGUUACUUUUUUUGUUAUUUUUGCUUUUGUCCCAUACGAAAUGCUGAUGUACAAAAAGGCACUGGUUUAAAACCGGGGAAUUUAUUAUGCGAGUGGCACAGCCGUCAUGAUAAAUUCAUUGAAUUAAACCCACAGCAUUUCAGAUCACAUCCCACUCGGCGCAAAGCUCCUAUCAUCACGUGGUAAGCAUUUCCAUGGCUGCAGUGCUGCUGUUCUUGUUUACAGCUCAUUAGAGUUCUGUGAAUGUGUUUGCACACACACUGCCCUGCUGUGACUGUUUACACUUCUCUACCACACACCGCCCUUUACGCUCUGGAGGCUGCUAAUGAAUUCUGCUUCACUUCUGUGGGCCUUUUGGGCUUCCCAUGUCCUCCCAUCCACACGGGGGCAGCAGAGAGUCGGUCCUUAUGUUUACAUGGCAUAGACGAGACUCCAGUCUAUAGGGGGAUGAGGUCUUCGCAGGGUACAAAGAGCAAGCACAUAACGCUUGGCAUAUCUUUUAGGCCACAUAAUGCUCGAGGGCAUCUCCAGACUGUAGUCAAAGCAAUAACAUGGGGCUUUAAGGCAAGGGAUUGUGGGUAGUUGAAGAGCCCAUAUGAACACUUGGGUAAGGAUAGAAAAGCUGCAUGACAUCCUACUCUCAAAGCAUGUAUAAAGGAUGUAAUACGGGAUUUCUACAGUCUUGAGUAGAAGGAAAACAUCAGGCAAUUUUACAUUUGAGAUUUUCACGUGUAGAAAAGUCAUCAGACGUCUUUAACAUUCGCAAUUUCUGUAGUCGGUAUCAUUUCUGUUGCCCUUCAGCUGAAAAUUAUUUCGGCUAGACACCACUUUUUAUGAAUGCUGUCUACUAAAUAAUUUCUAGAAAAUGAUAUCCAGCUUUGAAAGAUUUAGGAACCCUGGUAAGUGUGAUCUGAGUGCGAAGUGUGAAACGCACUUGAUAUGGGGCUUGAAUUUUUACCUUCCUAUUAACUGAGCCUACAGUUUGAGUUGUAAAUAAAUAAGUUAGAUUUAAUUCUACAUUGAUCAAUAUUGCAUAAUAAAAGAGUGAUUUGCUGUUGCCUAGGGUCAUUUUAGGGAUAAUCUGUGGCUUAUAAGAGCUUGUGUAAGUGUAGGCUUAGCAAGGAACUCAGAAGCCUUUGUUUCAGGGCUUUUAACACAACCUGCAGCAUCUUUCAUAAUACAUUUAGUGAAUGCUGGAUGCCGUAUGAAUGCAUCUUAGGAGUUUUUUUUAACAGCGACUUCUAGAUUCCAUUAAGCGCUUUCAGGAGUGCAGAUCUGUGAGAUUAAAAUGUUGCCCACUACGUACCCAUGCACUCUUAUUUAGUGUUUCCAAGACAAACUGGACUUAAAGGUUGCCUUUAGCAAGUGUGCGUGUGUGUGUGUGUGUGUGUGAGAC